AUCACAGGUCGUGUAAGAAAUGAGCUUCGUCAGCAAAACUUAACAUGGCGCCUCAACAGUUCCAUGUACUAUUUGAACAUGCAUCUGGAUAUGCAUUGUUCAAAGUCAAGGAGUUCGAAGAAGUUGGCAUGCUUCUGCCUGAGGUUGAAGCAAGCGUGACAGAUCUCAGCAAGUUCAACUCGAUUGUGAAAAUGGUUGCCUUCACACCAUUCAAGAGUGGUACAAAUGCAUUGGAUAACAUGAACAGCAUUUCUGAGGGCCUGUUGCAUGAAGACCUGCGUCUGUUUCUUGAAACCAAUAUGCCCAAGCCUGGUAAGAAGUCCAAGUCAAUUCUUGGUGUUGCUGACAGCAAAAUUGGUUCAUCUAUUCAGGAGGAGAUGGGUAUCACAUGUCAGUUCACUGGAGUUGUGCCAGAAAUUGUCAGAGGUAUUCGCUGCCAUUUCCACAACAUGGUGAAAGGACUGACGGCGCAGACUUCAGGCAAGGCACAACUGGGUCUUGGUCACAGUUAUUCCAGGUGCAAGGUGAAGUUCAAUGUACACAGGGUGGAUAACAUGAUCAUCCAGAGUAUCUCCCUACUGGACCAACUGGACAAGGACAUCAACACAUUUGCUAUGAGAAUCAGAGAAUGGUACUCCUAUCACUUCCCAGAACUCGUGAAGAUUGUCAACGAUAACUACACGUUUGCCAGGUGUGUGAAGCUGAUCGGGAAUCGCAAAUUGUUGGACGAGGAACACUUGGAAGCCAUCGAAGAAAUCGUCAUGGACAGUGCCAAGGCACAAGCAGUCCUCGAUGCGUCAAGGUCCUCCAUGGGAAUGGACAUCUCCGAGAUUGAUUUGAUUAACAUUGAGCUGUUUGCCAACCGCGUUAUUGCCUUGGCAGAAUAUCGCAAGAGUUUGCACGAGUAUCUGCUCAGCAAGAUGAACCAGUGCGCCCCUAACUUAUCAUCUCUCAUUGGAGAACAGGUCGGAGCUCGGUUGAUAUCACACGCUGGUAGUCUCACUAACUUGGCCAAGUAUCCUGCGUCAACAGUACAGAUCCUUGGAGCAGAGAAGGCACUCUUUAGGGCUCUAAAGACGCGAGGUAACACACCUAAGUAUGGACUCAUCUUCCAUUCCACCUUCAUUGGACGGGCUGCAACAGCCAACAAGGGCCGCAUCUCGAGAUACCUGGCCAACAAGUGUUCAAUUGCUUCAAGGAUUGAUUGUUUCUCAGAAAUUCCCACAUCCGUGUUUGGUGAUCAUCUGAAGCAGCAGGUUGAGGACAGGCUCAAGUUCUAUGAGAGUGGUGAGGCACCAAAGAAGAACAUUGAUGUCAUGAAAGAGGCAGUGGAAGAGGCUGGCGUGGUACAGAAACAAAUCACCAAGAAAGACAAGAAGAAAAAGAAGAAAGAAAAGAGGAAAGCAGAGGAGAUGACACAGGAGGAUGAAGCAAUGGAGGUUGAAGAAGAAACACCAAAGAAGAAGAAAAAGAAGAAGUCGAAGGGGGCAGACGACACAAUGGAGACCACCAUGGAAGAGGAAACGGAAACCCCAAAGAAGAAAAAGAAGAAGGUCAAGGCUGCCGAUGAAACCAUGGAUACCACUAUGGAGGAGGAUACGGAAACUCCAUCCAAGAAGAAAAAGAAGAAGAGCAAGAAGUAGAUGUUUCCAAGCAUCGAGUUAGAUAUUGUCUCGUGUAUGGUAUCUGAACUAUCUGAGAGGGACUUAUUCGGAUGUGGUUGUCACAGUGGCCUAUCAAAAUGAUUAUACUGGUUAUGAGCCGUAAUGGACUGGCCAGAAUCUUAUGCAGCAUGUGAAGAAGUGCAGUUAACCCCUCUUAAAUUUGUCUGUGAAACGAUUUGGGUGAUUCUAAUGCGGCCCGUAACCAGUAUAUUCAUUGUGGUUUGCCACUGUGGUUAUUGUGGUUGAAGGCGAACUGUGACUGUUUGGAUAUGGACUGCCUCUUUGAGAGCUGAUCACUGCUUCAUCGGGAGUGGUGUGCAGGCAUUAGAUAGGAUAGGAUAAGUGUGUUGAGAGACAAAUGAAUUACAAUGUAUAUCAUUUCUUGGAAGUACCAUAGAUAUAUUUGUUUUAACAUUGUGGAAGUGUUUCUGAUGAAGGUGCAAUUGAAAGAUGUAGUAAAGGUAUUAUUGCCGCAGUACCAGAAAAAAAUGUCAAUACAUUACCUGUUUUUAGUGAUCACUGAUAAACUGGGGCAUGGAAAUCUGCAAGUUUUAAUCAAGUGGGUUUUGAGGGCUGAACAGUGACUGAUUUGAUGACUAGCUCACUCGGGCAUCUGUUAAAAUCCUGGCUUAUAAAAGUGUUUUAUUCUGAAGAAUUAAUGACUUUGACCAUCUAGUGUCGAGUUGGAUGAAUUGCAAUGUUGUGUAUUUACCCUAAAAACUCCAAUGGAAACAUUCUGGGUUAUGAAAAGUUUUCUAAACUUAUUGAAAGCAUUUUAUUUUCAUUGAUAAUCAAUUCUGAUCAUGAUUUUAGAUAAAGAUGUGUAAAAUCUGAACGCUU
Messenger RNA from Lineus longissimus, 2504 nucleotides. RefSeq names its product nucleolar protein 56-like. The record is from RefSeq and is a predicted model, not a curated record. Gene Ontology annotation, molecular function: snoRNA binding. The coding region runs from base 45 to 1643 and encodes 532 amino acids. The transcript has 11 exons. Lineage: Eukaryota; Metazoa; Nemertea; Pilidiophora; Heteronemertea; Lineidae. Gene Ontology annotation, cellular component: box C/D methylation guide snoRNP complex; small-subunit processome.